Messenger RNA from Manihot esculenta (cassava), 873 nucleotides. RefSeq lists its product as uncharacterized. Bases 164 to 457 code for a protein of 97 amino acids. The transcript is spliced from 3 exons. The record is from RefSeq and is a predicted model, not a curated record. NCBI's taxonomy places the organism in Eukaryota, Viridiplantae, Streptophyta, Magnoliopsida, Malpighiales, Euphorbiaceae.
CGGGAAAGAUUUAGCUUUCAUUAUUUUCUGUUCUGACUAAAAUGCCCUUUGCUUCUUAAAGCCACGAAAAGUUGAAGAGUCUCUCUGAGAAACUCUUACCUUCUUCUUCUUCUUCUUCGAGGAAUCGAGAUAGAGUUGUAAAAGUGCUUUGGACAUACAUGCUAUGGGAACUGAGGAGCCGAAAGAUCCAUUAAAGGGUGUUGACUGGAAAGCCAUAGGCAGUGAAUUGCAGAAGGACCCAAGUGCUGGUGCAAAACCAGUUAUAAAAAAGCGUCUUCCAAAAAAGAUCAGGCAAAUUCCAGAAUAUUACUUCCUUCCACGAAGAUCCCUACCCUCUGCAAUUGCAUUCUAUGGGGCAUGCAUUGCAGGUGGAAUUGGUGCUGGCAUGCUGUUAGAGGUCUGGAUAAACAAGAAAGUUGAAGAGGAUGGAGGCAUUAUAUGGGAAUUUGAUAAGUAGAUCCUCUUUAUGGCACUGCCAGAUUACAACUCUGAGCUUUCCUUUUCCUCUGCUGAUGGUCUUCUAGAGAAGGGACUAAAGCUGCUAGGUAACAUUUUUGGAUUUUGAACUUUGUUUUCAUGGACUGCAGCCCAAUAUUUGUCUUUGUUAAAUGAAGAACGGCCCUGGAAUGAGUUGUUGACAACCCAGAUUCAUUCAGAAAACGUCUAGAUGCGAACAAUUUGUCAACUAUUGCUUGAAGGCCUGAUUUGCUUUUAAUAUCCUCAUCUAUCACAUCAACAGUUUAUGUUUUAAUUGACAAAUUAUUAAAUUAGAAUCACAGGAGAAAUUAUUCUCUUCCUUUUUCUGAUCUUAAAACCGAUAUGAAUAAUUUUAUCUUUAUUUGACAUUUUAUUAUUUAAUAUUUUUUCUUGCCA